GUAUAGUCUAAUUGAAGAAUUGGUGAUCUUUAAAACCAACAAUCGCUAAAAGUCAAGGCGGCAUUCCGCAAUCGCAGCUUUAACUGAUAACUAAGAGAUAAGAAACGACGCGUCUUGUAACCAGGUACGAUGAAGUAUAAAUUAUAAUAUUUGACCGUUCUGUAUUAAACAGAGCCGAACUCUAGAGUCUACAUACGAUAUGAGCGCAACUCCAAAUAAUGGUGGAGAUAUGACAAAAUCAAUUCGUCAUUAGAUGGUCCAUCCAAUAUUUUCCUUCAUGUCUUGGGUGUCUGCAUGGGCGUGGCGUAGGGCGCGUUUGACAAGCGGGGGUUCAUAUAUAUUUUUCUGUAUAUAUGUGACCUUUUAAGUGCUUAAGUUUAGAUGGGGGAUGUGAUGAUUAGAUCUAUCUUUAAGAGAAAAUCCGCUUACGACAUAACUGAUUUCGAGGUGCUGGUAUUUGAACAAGAUGUCCAAGUCUGUAUCAGUUGAUAAUUUCCCAAAGCCAACCUCUAUUACGGGUGGCUGUCUCUGUGGCUCCAUAAGAUACCGUGUCGACUUCCCGAAGGACCACGAUUUCUUAAAAGCAAGCGGAAGUUGUCAAUGUACGCAAUGCCGACGGAACACGGGCGCACUGAUCUUCAUCGUACAUACCGCUCCGCUCAGCAGUUUUACGUUCCUCACGUCCACGGAGACGUUAAAGAUAUUCUACGCGACACCGGGUGUUCAGCGCGCGUUCUGUACAAAUUGCGGCAGCUUUCUGUACUGGCGGAAUGAGUCGGUUGAGGACAUUGAUCUUGCGGUAGGGUGCGUGGAUCCCGAGCAUCUAUCCGAGUUUGGAUUCGCGCUUGCGAAUUCAUCAGGGCACAACGUGUGGUGUCAGAACGAGAUCAAGGGCGUCACCGACCAUAUUCUCAUCAAGAAGAGAGGAAUUAAAUGGUCUAGAAAUAGCGGGAGUGCUAAGUUAUGAGCGAGUAUGGUAGAAGGAUUUUGUCUAUGUUAACGCUACUAUCAAUGGAAUUCAUAGUCUCGAAAAGCUUCACGAAAUGUUG
Molecule: messenger RNA, 1049 nt
Organism: Daldinia decipiens
Lineage: Eukaryota; Fungi; Ascomycota; Sordariomycetes; Xylariales; Hypoxylaceae
Product: Mss4-like protein
Exons: 2
Coding region: 467-967 (166 amino acids)
Molecular function (GO): carbon-sulfur lyase activity
Source: RefSeq, a predicted model, not a curated record